GAACACCAGGCGUAUAUUGAUUGCUGCAAAGCUUUCGAUAUCAGUGCUAAUAAUAGGAUGAGAAUCCGGGCUUAUAUGGUUUGAAAGUUUUGCGAUAAUAUGAACCGUGAUAUUCUGUAGAAACCAAAACAAAUAUGUCAUUGCCAUGCAAACAAACAAAGAACUUAGUCAGCAAAUUGUUGAAACAAUGCAGUUGCAUCAUGCAACAGCAAGCAUAAAAUGGUGCAACACUGCCAACACGUGCUGUCAAUGAAAGGUAAAGACUCGUAUAUGUCUCUCAACGUACGUAUAUUUUUCAAUAUCAUGACGCAAGUUGGUUUCACUUUUCUUGGAAGGAUGUACCUGUACAUGCGGCAGGUAAUGUGAUAUGUACCCGUACCAUGAUAUAUUGAAUAUAUUAUGUGAUUUCUUGGAAGAACUGUUUACGGAAAACACUGUCAUGUGACUACCAACAGUUUAUGUGCGUUAUUAUUCUAUUUCAUCCUCAUUACUCAUGCUAAGGGAAAUCCCUGACACCAUGCAUUGAGAUUGCACGACAGCACGAGUACUUAUAUUUAUAAUAGUCGCCAUCCUCAACUCAAGCGUGAUCACACAAUAAUCAGGUACGUCUAUAUAUGUCUAUUGUAUAUCUAAUUUUAUUGCUAUUGCAUGAGUAUAUUCUAUGUCUGAGAAUAAAUUAUGCGAUUGUAACGGAGCUGGAAUUCGGGCGGGAUAUGGACAGACUGAUACAUCAGAUUGUUCAUGCAUAUAUACCAAGUCAAGAACUUUCAAAUACAAGCAAAUUAGCCAUCCCGAAAACAAUGGCCCACCCACCAUGCUGCACAUGGCCUGUUAAAAACAAAGACGUUCAAACAUUUAACAUCUCUUGAAAUUUUCGUGCUAAAGGUGUGUGUAUUCCGUUGUAUUUGUGAAUUGUCGAAGUUAACUGUUUAAAUACUUAGUUUAAGGUCAUAUAAGGUGUCCGUUGACGUUUGUCUUUGUAUAUAAGCAUCUAAAUAUAUUGGUAUAAAUUAUUUAUUUGUUUGUAAUUGACACUGCGUACUCAUCUUAGGGACCCGACAAAGCAAUAGAGGGACAGACGAUAUAAUACAUGGAUUUUUAUUCUAGAAGGGAACUACAACAUAGUAACGAGAUGGAGGGGUGAGUAUUAUAAACUGUAAACUGUACUGUUAAUUAUAGCUUGCCUCAUUCUGUGGUGAAUCUGGGAUUAAUUGUCGUAUAUGUAUACCGACUUUUGGGUUGCUGUUCCAUAUAAAGUCUCCUACAAACGGUUGAACAAUUUCCGUGGACUGUUGAACAGAGACUACGAGAAUUAAUUCAACAAAUAAUGCCCUUGCCAGUACGAAAUCCAGUACCGAAUCAUUGUUGUAUAUAAGUAUUAAACUGACAGUGUUUGCGUUUGGUUCAAUAAAAAUGACAGCAAAUAAUCUAUUCAAGCUAGCUUAUACCAAAAACGCAGAUAUUUAGUUAUUUUUAAUUAGCACAAAACUUCCUAACGCUGGUAAUUUCUAAAAUUUCUAUCGUAAGACAUACAUCUGGUUGCGAAAUUUGAAUGACAUAAUUUAUAUAUUUUGGAAUUUGAGAAAGCAUGCAUAAUUCAUAUUAUUUUGAGGAAGGUUUGAAAACUUGAAAUCUUACCCGGAGGAAGGUUGAACACUUUUUGCAAUUCUGUUUUAAUAUACCCACAAUAACAAACGCAAGACCCCUCACCUGCUUAUUAUUUUAUACUACAAGUUAGUAUCACUAGGACCAAUAUAGAUGAUGUCAGGCGCUUCUAUAUAUGUAUCAUGAGCCUCUGGCAUGGGUAAAUUGGGCAACCACGCCCGAUAUAUAAAGACGUAAAUUAUUUUUGUCUCAACUUUCCCCCAUGUUUUGCAGGGCAACCAAGGUUAAAUUGCGGACGGGCACUGAAGUGCAAAACGUCAGGGGCACUACUAGUUGCAGAUCGUUUGGUUACGAUUCAUGGAAGCAAUUGUAUGAAGGUGCAGUUGGUAAUUGGCCUGAUUUCUGUCCUGUGGAUUAUUGUACCCGGAAUGCUAUAUAUGGAGCCCAUGUAAGGGUCCAUUUCAAUCGUGGUGGGGUAUGGAUUAUACCCAUGUGUGCGAAACACAAUCACUAUACGAACAACGAUUGGAUGACUAUUACUGAUUCAAACACAAUUGCAGUGUACGCUGAGAAGGAACAUACAUGAAGUCUGUCUGAGAUAGAAUUUGGUUUUCGACAAUACACAGUUUCUAAAUGAAUGUACUGUUUAUAUAGUUGUAGAAGUGAUGAAUCAUUAAUAAGGCUACUGAGCAAUCUUGUCAAUAUAUUUAGGUCAAAUAUAAUUACUGUACAAUUAUAAAGUUCAGCAAAGUCAUUAUUGCUAGUUAUAUUAUUAUAUAUAGCUAGUUAACUAAGAAAUACAAGUCGAUAUUUCUUAUUUAAUACGGAACUGUAACAUAUCGCUAUGAUUUAUCAUAAUGACUCAAUAUACAUCUACAAUCACUAUUUCCUGGUGAUUUCACGUAUUCAAUAUUGAUAUGAAAAGUACUGUGUUAUGAUUUAGAUGACAGCUAGGAUAUAGUAACGAUUUAUACUGUGACUAAGCUGAUUGCGCACUGAAAAAUUAUGUUUAUACAGACAACCUCUUAUCUUUUCUGAUAUAAGUUUAAGCUGGCUUUCCGCAUAGUUAAUGAUGAAAGCAACAAGAAAACAGAGCUCCUGGAAAGUUGACAUGCAGGUCAAUACUGUCAUAACUUGAGAGUUAAUUUCAAUCUUUACUAUUCUGGGUGCAGAGGUUUUCUGGUGUCGGGUGGACGCGCCAGCAUGAGUGCAGGCAAAAGCUUAAACUAGCUAAACAGGAAACUCCCUAGUCCAGGAUAAAUUAGCCUGCGUGCAGCCUGACUUUAAAGGGGGAAAAGUCAGGAUAAAUCUUCACCGGAUUGCUUGAGGACUGUGUUUCGAGUGUAUGCUAUCGACGUUUUUAUACAUAAUUCUGGUACAUAUUUCAGUGUAUGCAUGCAGUCUCGUGAACAAGUGAACAACGACUCUUGCCACCUACUAUUCAUGAUCAAGCUCAUGAGUAAUCGACGACGUUUCUACCAUUAAAAACUAUUUAUCGCUUCCCUGCAUAUAUUAAACCACCAUCGGCAAACUUGAGCUUGGUUUUCUGUGCUGCCGAAUACACUGCAAGGCUAGUCAAAGCCUUUAUGGCAUAAUUAUGGCUAUGUACCCGGUUGUUAGCACAUAGCCGCUUUAUUGUUUUAAUACAUUUUUAAUAAUUAACAAGAAUUAAUAACUAUAUAAUAUUUAGCUAAAUCUCUUGCGUCCAAUUUCUUGACGUGCACUGCAGCCCUCGUGGAAUAGGAAAGGAAAGAUGGCAAAGAGAUGGCCCGCUUCACCACUGAUAAAUAUACCGAACCAUCCAAUCACGUGACUAUACUUAAAUUAACUUGCGCGCGCAAAUACCCUAUUUCGCAUAAUUAAUUUCGACUAUAAAUUAUUCCGGGAAGCAAUAAAAACUCUUAUCGCUGUGGCAAUAAGUUCCUGUCU
Paramuricea clavata is the source of this 3534-nucleotide messenger RNA. NCBI's taxonomy places the organism in Eukaryota, Metazoa, Cnidaria, Anthozoa, Malacalcyonacea, Plexauridae. The record is from the annotation of a GenBank genome assembly.